UAUAUAUCUUCACAGUUCCACACCACUAGUGAAUAUGAAUCAUAGAAAUUACCUCAUAUUUCAGACCCAAAAAAAAGGAAAAUCAAUAACCCUUGCUUUCAGUACACUGACAUCAAACUCGAAUCCUCCAUAUAUAGUGCUCGAAGCAGCAGAGAUCUAGACAAAGAGAGAUGGCUCAAUAUGGCGGAGGAAGAAGAUGGUCUCUUGAAGGAAUGACUGCUCUCGUCACUGGUGGAACCAAAGGGAUUGGGUAUGCAAUUGUUGAGGAAUUGGCCGGAUUAGGUGCAAGCGUACAUACUUGUUCUCGGAAUGAAACCCAGCUCAAUGAAUGCUUGAGUCAAUGGAAGAAGAAGGGUUUUCAUCAAGUCACUGGUUCAGUAUGUGAUGUGGUCUCAAAAAUCCAGAGAGAGGAACUAAUACAGAAGGUCUCAUCACUGUUUCAUGGGAAACUUAAUAUCCUUAUAAACAACGUGGGAACUACUAAUGCAAAGCCAACAACUGAGUGCACAGCCGAAGACUACUCAUUUAUCAUGAGUACCAAUCUUGAAUCUGCUUACACUAUGUGCCAACUAGCACAUCCUCUUCUCAAAACUUCAGGAGCUGGUAACAUUAUUUUUCUGUCUUCUGUUGCUGGUGUGGUAUCAGUUGGGCAGGUUGCGAGUGUAUAUGGUGCAACUAAAGGAGCAAUGAAUCAAUUGGCCAAAACUUUGGCUUGUGAGUGGGCAAAAGACAAGAUUAGGAUUAAUAGUGUUGCACCUUGGGUCACCAGAACUCCUCUUGCUGAAUAUAUUUUGAAUGACGAAAAGUUAAUGGAGGCUGUCAUCUCUCGAACCCCAUUAGGACGUAUAGGAGAGCCUGAAGAAGUGUCUGCCUUGGUGGCAUUUCUAUGCCUUCCUGUAGCCUCAUACAUAACAGGGCAGACUAUUUGCGUUGAUGGAGGGAUAACUAUCAAUGGCUUCCAGUUUCAAGCAUAAUGAAAUUAGAUUUGCUCAUGCAUAUCUUUAUAUAUAAAGCCAAGGCCAAAGUACUGUUUAUAGUUGGGCAAAUUUUUAAACUUCUGAUUUUGUCCUUAGACAAUUUGAAUAAUACCCAACAAAUCAUCUGGCCUUUUAUUAUUAUUAUUAUUAUUAUUAUUAUUAUUAUUAUUAUUAUUAUUAUU
Molecule: messenger RNA, 1159 nt
Organism: Rosa rugosa (rugosa rose)
Lineage: Eukaryota; Viridiplantae; Streptophyta; Magnoliopsida; Rosales; Rosaceae
Product: tropinone reductase homolog At2g29150-like
Exons: 5
Coding region: 171-974 (267 amino acids)
Molecular function (GO): oxidoreductase activity
Source: RefSeq, a predicted model, not a curated record